GGCUCUCCGCGGCCACCGUUUCUCCCUGAGGUCCCAGCCAAUCAGGGUUCAGCGGGAAGGGGCAGGACUGAGAGGCGCGCGCUGAGCUGCUUGCGGUAGCUGCUGCGGUUGCUUCGGCAUGGAGGAAAUUUAUGCGAAGUUUGUGUCUCAGAAAAUCAGCAAAACGCGCUGGCGGCCGUUGCCUCCGGGGAGCCUGCAGACCGCGGAGACCUUCGCUACGGGCUCUUGGGACAAUGAGGAAAAUUAUGUUUCACUUUGGUCUAUUGGAGACUUUGGAAACUUGGACUCUGAUGGAGGAUUUGAAGGAGAUCAUCAAUUAUUGUGCGAUAUCAAACACCAUGGGGAUGUAAUGGAUUUGCAGUUUUUUGACCAGGAAAGAAUUGUAGCUGCUUCAUCAGCAGGAUGUGUAACACUUUUUCUUCAUCAUCCGAAUAACCAGACUCUGUUGGUCAACCAGCAGUGGACAACAGCUCACUACCACACGAGCCCCGGCAGCCCUUCCUACAGCAGUGCCCCGUGUACGGGUAUCGUGUGCAGUAGCCCAGAAAUUGUCACAGUUGGAGAAGAUGGUCGAAUAAAUCUCUUCAGAGCUGAUCACAAGGAAGCUGUAAGAACAAUAGACAAUGCCGAUAGCAGUACACUCCAUGCUGUAACCUUUCUUCGAACUCCUGAGAUUCUUACAGUAAAUUCAAUUGGACAGUUGAAAAUCUGGGAUUUCAGACAACAAGGAAAUGAGCCCUCGCAGAUAUUAUCAUUGACUGGUGACCGAGUGCCGCUCCACUGUGUUGAUAGACACCCCAACCAACAGCACGUUGUCGCUACUGGUGGCCAGGAUGGGAUGUUGAGUAUUUGGGAUGUUAGACAAGGUACUAUGCCUGUGUCUCUGCUAAAGGCCCAUGAAGCUGAAAUGUGGGAGGUUCACUUUCACCCAUCAAACCCAGAUCAUCUGUUUACCUGUUCUGAAGAUGGAUCCCUGUGGCACUGGGAUGCCUCCACAGAUGCACCUGAGAAGUCAUCGCUCUUUUACCAAGGGGGAAGAACUAGUAUUUUGUCUCACAGUGUUUGUAACCAGGCUAAUGUUCACCAGUCUCUUAUGAGUUCCUGGCUCAGCACUGAUCCUGCGAAAGACCGUAUUGAAAUCACAAGCUUGCUUCCCAGUAGGACUCUGUCUGUGAACAGUCUGGAUGUUUUAGGUCCUUGUCUUGUUUGUGGAACUGAUGCAGAAGCAAUUUAUGUCACUAGACAACUUUUUUCAUGAAAAUAUUCUAAGAUUUCUGAUAAAAUGUGCUGUUAGCCUUUUAAAUCCCAA
This is a messenger RNA of Tupaia belangeri chinensis (Chinese tree shrew), 1309 nucleotides long. It is a transcript of the gene NUP43, whose product is annotated as nucleoporin 43. NCBI's taxonomy places the organism in Eukaryota, Metazoa, Chordata, Mammalia, Scandentia, Tupaiidae. Gene Ontology annotation, cellular component: nuclear pore outer ring. The record is from RefSeq and is a predicted model, not a curated record. Gene Ontology annotation, molecular function: protein binding. Bases 119 to 1258 code for a protein of 379 amino acids. The transcript has 8 exons.